AUGGAUCCCAGUGCGAAUGUCUCCAUCUACGUUACUGGCUUUGGACCCUUUAUGGGAGUGGACGACAACCCUUCCUCCGUGCUUUGCGACACUUUGCGCAAGUAUGUACAUGAAGGUUGUCCCCCGGAAGAUGUCCCAAUCGAAGUCCUGCAGGAAUUCGAAGCAGCUGGCAUAUCACUGGAAGGCCUGAGAGCUCUCGACGUGGCGGCGCAGGCUUGCCAGACAGAAGUACCUGAAAUUCACAGGUAUCUUCGUGCAAAGAGGGAAGAGACCCCGAAAGCAGCCACCGCUGUCGUACAUCUCGGAGUGGCUGGUGAUCGGAGUCACAUCUGCCUCGAGUGCCGUGGUGUUAACGAGGCGAAUUUUCGCAUUCCUGACGUUUUCGGCUUCCAAUGUUGUGGGGAACCUGUCAUUCCAGACUCGCCUCCUGUCCUCUACUGCUCCCUGCGGCUAACAGAGAUCCUUGCAGAAAUGCAUGACAAAGGUGUGAACUGUGAGAUUUCGACGGAUGCAGGCCGGUAUAUUUGCAACUACAUCUUCUUUCAGUCCUUACAUACAGCGGCGCCAUAUGGGAUUCCUGUCCUCUUUGUUCACAUACCGACCUUCGAAGACAUGGUCCACGAGGUUCAGGUGAAAGCCUUGCUCUGCCUCUUUGUCGCCAUUGCCCGACAGCUUCGUGGCGAUGCCCCGUCCGUUCCAGUUCUGAUGCGCAGCACUGUGCAGUGGGAGAUAAACAGCAUUGACGCGAGUCAGAAAGCGGGAGUUCUUUGGAUUCAGCUACGCUGCCUUUCACUUGCCGCUGUCAGAUGGGAUGAGUCCAACGAAGGCCAGAAGACGCCGGGACGGCGCAAGAAGCAGGCCCAGUCAAAGCAAAAGGGCAAGAAGAAGAAGAAGGAGAUUGCCGAAGAAGCGCAAGCUCAACUGGAAGCUUGGUGCCGCAGUACCCUGGCAAGUGUUCCUGAGGCAGAUGAGGAGACCAAGAGCGCUGCAGAGUCACGCAAAAAGCAGCUAGAAGAAAUGCAGCAGGCUGAAAGAGCGAUGUGGGAGCCUACCAACUCUGGGCUGGAGCCACGGUCGAGGCCCAUGGCUGAAGACACUGCAGGAUCCUCUGCAGCCUCCCCGAAGUCGAGGCCUGUCUCAAAGCCAGGGAAGAAGCUCACAAAGACGUGGUCCAACAAGUGGAAGACACUUGGACGUGAUGAUGCCUCUUAUGGCCUGCCAAAUUUGCAAGACCGUCUGGACCAGAUUCAGAACACCUAUUUCGGCAAGGCAGACAUGAUGGAUGAGGCAACUGUACAGCGAAUGAGGAUGGUUUUCAAUCGCUUUCGCAACUCUACCGGCAAUGAGAUUUUGCAGGAUGACCUGCCGCAUGCCAUGGAGUUCUUGGGGUACGUCGUGACUUCCGAAGAGGAGCUUCACCAAGUUGCUAGGCAAGUGACGUCCUUUCAUGAAAUGGACUUCAAUGAAUUCCUGGAGUUUGUCGAGAAGUACAGCAGGGCACAGUUUGAGUUGUACCAAGUCGUUUUCGACACGUUUGAUGAAGAUGGAAGCGGGGAGAUUGAAAUAUCGGAGCUGCGGAAGUUGCUUCUGAGCAUUGGCAUCGUCGUUGUUCGACAGAUGAUUGAAGAGGCGUUGGCGGUGGUGGAUGCUGAUGGCAACGGUCAGUUGAACUUCGAAGAAUUCAUCUAUUUUUUAACCGUCUAUCAGCAUACCGAAGGCUUCACCAAAGACGAGGUGAUAAAGAUGUGGAACAUCUAUACCGGGUUUGUCGCCGAAUCGGUCAAGCUGAAGCGCGGGCAGCUUCUGCAGAUUGAUGACCUCAAGGAUGCAUUGGUUGCUGUCUUCGGUCUCCACUCAGAAGCACAUGCUGUACGCAUCGCCUACAAGCUCUGCAACAAUGCAAACGGACAAAAGAGGCAGUUUGGAGCAAACGAGGGUCUAACAUUCCACGAGUUUCUGAUCUUCGCAAGAGGAUUGCGAAUUGCGGAGCAGGCUGAGUACAAAAGACAUUUCAAAAGGUUCGACCAGGAUGGCAGCGGCAACAUCAGCGCAACUGAACUCCGAGAUGUCUUGCAAGCAUUGGGCUACCGGCCUAUGCGGCAAGUGAUGGGCGAGGUCUUGGAAGAGGUCGACUUUGAGCACGAUGCGGAGCUCGACUUUGAGGAGUUCUUCCAUUUCAUGCUGCUCUUCAAGCAGCGCGAUGGAUUUAGCCAGAAGGAGCUACAAGAAUUUUCGGAAGUUUUUCGAAAGUUCGAUCGUGACGAGUCUGACAACAUCAAUGUGCAUGAGCUCGGCGACAUGCUGCGAUUUCUUGGUUUCAGUGUAGGAACCGACCAUCUUUACAUGUUGCUCGCCCAGGUAGAUGUCAAUCGAAAUGGAACUUUGGAUUGCAACGAGUUCCUCCGCCUGAUGCGCCUACAUCGAGAAACCGAGCUGAAGAGGCUCCAUGACAUUUUUGUUCAUCGAGGGGUUGCUCAGGAACUCUUGAGCGUGCCGAUGGUGCCCACAGCGCUCCAGGACUACCUGGGAAAAGAUGUGCCUCUGAACACCGUCCUUCCACAUUCAGAUCUCCCGUCCGAAGAUCUAGAUUUCGAGGACUUUGUGACCUUGGCUGACAAAGCCCGGAUGGCAAGGGUCGUCUCGCAGCGGCGCAUGGCCGGCUUCUCCCCCGCUGAGAUCACUCAGCUUGAGGAGAUGUUCAAGCACUAUGACAAGGAUGAGAGUGGCGACAUUGAUUCCGUCGAGGUGCAGGAGCUGUUGAACGACUUCGGCCUGUCGUGCAGGACCAUUGCCGAACGGCAAGCAGCCCUCGACCAACUGGAAGAGGCCAAACAGCUCGCCGCCGAGGCUGGCGUGAAACGCCCCAAAGGCAAAAUCAACACGAUGAUUACGUUCUGGGAACUUGUACAGCUUGUCAGGCUAGUGAAGACAAGUCGCGCAAAGGCAAAGGAGGAAGAGAGCCGCGUAUUGCUUGAAGCCAUCUCCUUCUCCAAGCAGGAGAUCGAUGAUUUCAGAUCCGUGUUCCUCAACUGGGCCAAAUACGGUGGACUCAAUCCAUCCGUGGACGAAGGGACGCUGGGCCAGCGCGUUUCUCUGCACGAGACUGCUGCAAAGAAGAAGGACACCGAGGAUCUUGAUGAGGAGGAGCCCGGCCUCACCCAAUCGAUGUUUCAGAGGCUGCUGCGAUCGCUGGACUUGCAGAUCAACCAGUCAGCCAAACAGGCCAUGGAACAGAAACUCAGCCAUGUCCAGUUGACGGACAAGAAUGAACUGAGCUUUGUCGGUUUCCUACAAAUGAUGCGGUGGAUGCUGGACUCAAACUUUGCGGGCAUCAAUGCGUCGGCACAAAAGGUCGCGGCAGCGAGACAGGAGGACCACUUCUCCAGAGCAUUGCAGAGCCGGUGA
Symbiodinium natans is the source of this 3405-nucleotide messenger RNA. Lineage: Eukaryota; Dinophyceae; Suessiales; Symbiodiniaceae. The record is from the annotation of a GenBank genome assembly.